AUUUCUCUAUUCAACCCAAAGCCAUCAAAAUAAUAUUUCAUGUACUUCGCGUGGAGCAGUUUUAUGUAGGAGUUCGGGGCAUAAUACUACGAUGAAAACUCGACAUCAGAAUUGUGAAACUUAGUAGCUUUCCUAGACAAGCCAAUGAUAUUUCGAAUUUCUUGAAAAUAAGUAUUUUCUGGGCAAGAAAAACGUUGCUAACUGAUAAAACGUCUAGAGAAUUUCUCCUUUACAAAGCAUUUUCUUUAUUUAAAUCUACUUAUUCUUUUCUAAAAUGAUCAUAGUUGACGUAGAAAAAAAGUUUUGUGUGCGUGAUCUUUAAGUAUUCAAUUUGUUGUCACAUUCCAGCAAAUUAUAGAUUUAGUUGAAAGCCGUCUUCUUUGUUAUGUAUUGUUUACCAAAUUUUGUUCUUACGAUAAACAGAUUGAACUAUAAACAAGAUCAAUUACGUGCUGCAACUGAAUCUUCUGAGAAAUAUAGCAAUGAUUCUCUCACUUGCUCAUAAUCACUUGUUUUUUCUUUGCAUCAACUUCUCCUUAUCUACAAUAUAUAGUUUGAAUCUAUACUACACUGAUCAAUAUGAUAAUCCAACAUCACUGCAGUAUGAUUGUCUUGACUACUAUGUUGAAAACGAUAUUGUUUCAUAUGAUAAUCCGGAACCACUGGACCUUCAACUGAUUGCCUACUGUAUACGGUUAGAAAAUCUAAGUGAACUCUCAAAAACUCUUCCCGCUAAACAUUUAAUCAAGGGACGUAGUUUUACUUUUAAUGAUCUUAAAAAUCAAAACAUAACAGGAGAACAAUUGCUUGAUUGGACAGCAACCAUUGAACUCGUUGAGCGCUAUGAAGCCUAUUUAGUUGGUGAUUCAACGACAAAUGGAUCCGAUCUUUAUUAUAAUUGUACAAAUGAUUGGUUUGGCAAUGCUUGUGAAUAUUCAUUUUAUCGAGCAAAAGACAAAAGAACAUUAGUAGACGUUGUCUACGAUACAUUUAAUGAGAAAAAAUUUGCUUCACCUGAAUAUGUGCCGUGUUACAAACUGUUGGAGUGUAAACGUAGCCCAUCAGCGCUUUGCCUCGAUUGGCGUGAAAUUUGUGAUGGAAAAAUCGAUUGUCUUAACAAUGGAAUAGACGAAGAAAACUGUUGGCAACUUGAAAACUCUAAUGCAUUUAUAAAUAGUAAAAAUGAAUUUCUGUGUCAUAAUGGAAUGCAAAGUAUUUCAACAAGUUUUUAUCGGAAUGGUCUCUAUAAUCCAGAUUGUAUAGAUCGAACUGAUGAAGCACAUAAUGUGGAAUAUUGGAAAAAUUGUUUUCGAGAUCCUGCAUUUUGA
This is a messenger RNA of Rotaria sp. Silwood1, 1328 nucleotides long. The record is from the annotation of a GenBank genome assembly. NCBI's taxonomy places the organism in Eukaryota, Metazoa, Rotifera, Eurotatoria, Philodinida, Philodinidae.